AUGAGCAACGCUGCCCAGAAGAGCUUCCCGACUUCGAGUGAGCAAUACUUCCGGUACCAGCCCAACGACGCUUCACUUCCGGUCCGUUUUGACCAGCCUUGCGGUCAAUUUACGGAGGCUUUCAAGGACUUCAGCAAAAGAAGUAUGUUCAAGCAAAAUAGACUCGCAACAAAUCAGAUGGCAUUUCCGGUAAAACAAAACCCUGUGGUGGAGCAGAGUGCAUUCUGGGAUAGCCCUGACUCGUGGGUUAACGUAUGUUCAAAUGAUAACGUUGGCUUUGGAGUAAGCUAUGCAACGACUUCGUCAUCUAAUGCAACAUUUUUCCAGAAGGAAAGUUUCAAUGUGGCAAACGCGCCCACAACAACUAGUCCUGGAACGGUACAAAAAAGUAUAGGGCUUAGCACGGGUGGCCUGUGUCAGAUAGGCACUCAAUUUGAAGAAAAUCCCAUUGCGCCUUACGGACAGGCAUUCGGACUAACCAAACAGCUUGAAAUAAACACUUACAAAAACACCACGAACGAUUUAUCAAAGGAAACCGAAAAUCGUGAGCUGUUCGACAGGGACACUGGGAAAAAAACUUCACAAACUCAAAUGAUAGAGGGUGUUAACUAUCUAGGCAAUGAUCCCGAACCUACGGACAUAAUGGAAACAAUUAAUGGCCCUAGUCAGGUGUUAGAUGGUACUAAUCACGUGCUAAGGGAGUCUGAUCACGUGCUUAGAGAUUCCAAACACGUGCUAAGGGAGUCCAAUCACGUGCAAGUUGAUUCAUGUCACGAAGCAGGUGAUCCUUAUUACACUGAUCGCCGAGGGUCAGACUUGAGUGAAUCCAGUUUCGCGAGUCCUGCCAGCAGUAAAGGCUCAAGCGCUAGUGACUCGGACAGCGAUAAUUCUUCCCUCAUUCGCGCUCAUUCGCCCGAGUAUCUAGAUUCAAACUUACAAGGAGAUGUUGCGGGAAACACUCGUGAUUUCGGGUGUUACACAAAACUUUCCAAACCACCUCAAAUCACGCCACAAAAACGCUUGCCAAAUGCGGAUAAACCAUUCUACUGUCCAUGGCGGAACUGCGGCUGGAAAUUUCGCAGAUCGGACGAAUUGAAGCGACAUUAUAGACGCCAUACUGGGGAAAAACCUUACGCAUGCCCACUGUGCGGAAGGGCGUUCAGUCGAUCUGAUCAUAGAGCGUCCCACAUGCGUAAGCUCCAUCCGAACUGUCUAACGCCGGCGAACUAAUCUUCGUUUAUGACACUCGUGUUUAUUUUGCGUAGCGCGCGCUACUCUGGCAAUCUUGGGAGCUCUAGGAAGUUAACUAGUUAGCAUGCUUGUCAAUCAGAGUUAUGAUUCCCAAGUGCUAAUUAGCUAGUUUUCUAAAACUUUGUCUUGGUUACCAUGGUAGCGCUAGUCGUCGUCAAGAGUAAAUUUACAUCAUAAAGUCGAAUCAAAUAUAGGUGAUUUGGGAACUGUGCGACCUUACAGUUUUGCUUGGACUUCUAUUAC
Molecule: messenger RNA, 1494 nt
Organism: Nematostella vectensis (starlet sea anemone)
Lineage: Eukaryota; Metazoa; Cnidaria; Anthozoa; Actiniaria; Edwardsiidae
Product: Krueppel-like factor 17
Exons: 1
Coding region: 1-1230 (409 amino acids)
Biological process (GO): regulation of transcription by RNA polymerase II
Molecular function (GO): DNA-binding transcription factor activity, RNA polymerase II-specific; RNA polymerase II cis-regulatory region sequence-specific DNA binding
Source: RefSeq, a predicted model, not a curated record